GUCUGAGCUGUCAGAGUGGAGAAUGAACGUCAAGGGCAGCCUCCUCCUCCUCCUCCUGGUCAGUGUGUGCUCAGCCUACGAUGAGGAUGAAGAGCUCGCAGACUCUGUGCUGGUCAGGAAGAGCAGAGGAGCCCCCCAGAGCUCAGUAGAAGUUAUUCGUUGCCUGAAUGGAGCAUUGACAGUCGGUUGUGGAGCCUUCGCCUGCCUGGAGAAUACAACCUGUGACACUGACGGCCUCUAUGACAUCUGCAAGUCCUUCUUGUUCAAUGCUGCCAUGUUUGACACCCAGGGCAAGGUGUUUGUGAAGGAAAGCCUUAAGUGCAUAGUUGGUGGUAUAACCUCAAAGGUGUUCCUGGCUAUCAGAAGAUGCUCCAAUCUACAACGAAUGAUUGCUGAGGUACAAGAGGACUGUUACUCUAAGCUUGAGAUUUGCAGUAUUGCCCGUCACAACCUAGAGGCGAUCACUGAGGUUGUGCAUCUACCACAGCAUUUUUCCAACAGAUAUUACAACAAACUACUGAGCAGUCUUUUGGAAUGUGAUGAAAGGACAGUCACAGCUGUGAAGAACAACUUGAUGAAUCAGAUUGGACCUAAUCUGGCCAGCCUGUUCAAAACCCUUCAAGGUGACAAGUGUUUCCAAGUCCAACCCAAAAUAGACUUUAAUCGUAAGAGAAAUGUUGAUCCACAGAAACUCCGAGUGUAUCUCAGUAGCUUCAGAAACGAAGACCUUGGAACUCUCUCUUCUACCCAAGACUCAUCAGAAGAUUAUUAGCAGUAAUAAAGCUUGGGGAAUAAGAAUGACCAUGACCAGAAAAAGUGUUAGAUGUAGCUCAAUUAGAACACUUCUCAGUUAUUUUGUUGAAUAGCCUAAUUAUUAGCUUUCCUCAACUUUCAACA
Molecule: messenger RNA, 897 nt
Organism: Bufo bufo (common toad)
Lineage: Eukaryota; Metazoa; Chordata; Amphibia; Anura; Bufonidae
Gene: STC1
Product: stanniocalcin 1
Exons: 4
Coding region: 23-772 (249 amino acids)
Biological process (GO): intracellular calcium ion homeostasis
Cellular component (GO): extracellular region
Molecular function (GO): hormone activity
Source: RefSeq, a predicted model, not a curated record